AUGCGCCUGGUUGCUGUUCCAGACGAUCAUGAGUUCGGAAAUGAUGGCUUGUGGGAAAGGGUCCGGGCUAAAGUUGUCGAGCUACUCGACGACAAGAAGAUCAAGAUCGCCUGUGUCGACUUUGUUCGAUUCACCUGGCUCGAAAAGAAGAAGGACGGGGAGGUCGAGGUAGACGAGGACGAGGGAGAGGACGACGGUGGUGAAGAAGACUUCGACUACGACUCUGUCCCACCUAUCAAGCCUAUCGAGGACGGUGACCGUCACUACAGUAACCCGACCAUCUGGGUUGGUGUAGUACCCAACACUCUCACCGCUGACACUGCAUUCGAUGCCACCAAAGGCAUCCGUAGCUUCCUCAACGGGCUCAAUGUCACUGAUAUAGAUAUCGCGUACCGCGAGACAGUCCCCAAGUCCUCGGUUAGCCGAGCCCUCUUCGCUCCAGUUGGUAUCGUCGACCAUCGCAAAGAUUUCAUCGACCCCGUCUCUGUUGCUCUCAGUCUCCCCAUCGCUGGUCUCAAGACGACAAUGCAAGGCACUAUGGGACCAUUCUUCCAUGUUGACAACACGCUCUAUGCCAUCACCGUGCGUCAUAACCUGUUCCUUGCCGAUGGAGGCAACGACGAGUUCAAAUUCAGCACCGCUGCGCCGAAUAUACAUGUAGUCUUGAUGGGCAAUCCUGCCUUCACGAACUACCUGGCCUCCAUCCAGGCAGAAAUCGAAACACUCAUUGACUCUGUAGAUGCUAUAGAGAAAAAAAUAAAGACGCACACAUCCAACAUGCAGCAUGGAAUUGGCCUCCCACAGCCGCAGAUCGACCUCAACACCCACGUGGCCGAGCGCGACAGGCUCCGCGGCAAGAUCAACGCGCUCCAGGACUUCUUUGCGGUAAUUAAAAGGCGCUGGGGCAAGAUCACGAGGCGUGUCAUCGGACACGUCGUCUGGGCUCCCUCAAUCGGUGUUGGUGUUCCUCCUCACCAAUAUACUCGAGACCUUUGCGUAGUCCAGUUGUAUAAGGAAAACUUCUACAAUCUGCUUGGGAACGUGCUUAAUCUUGGUCCCGAGUACACCUCGACGAAGCUCAAAUCGUUGUUUUAUGAACGUGACGAUGUCAAGUCGACCUUCAAAUACCCCACCGACGGCCUCCUUCCUCUCCUCACCUCCCAACAAAUCAGCAACCCUGACAACAAGAAUGUCACAGGUGACCCCAUUCGUCGUGCUAUUAAGCGCGGCUUCACUACCAAAACUACAGUGGGCACGAUUAGCAGAUAUAUGUCCUUUGCCCGCAAGUACUUCCCUACGGGAAAUCUGGAGUCUAUAGAGUUGCCGAUUCUCCCUCAUGAAAACGAGACCGGUACCUUCUCCAAGGGAGGCGAUUCUGGGUCCACCAUCGUCUCCCCCAAGGGCGAGUAUAUUUCGUUGCUUACCAGUGGGACUAACAAGGGAACCGAUGGGUCGGACAUCACUUACUCUACCCCCUUCGAAUGGGCCUGGGAGCUUGUGUGCAAACAGUUCCCAGGUGCCAACCUCUACUGGGACGACAUUGAGGCAUUCUUGGCUGCCUAG
Messenger RNA from Cyclocybe aegerita, 1563 nucleotides. NCBI's taxonomy places the organism in Eukaryota, Fungi, Basidiomycota, Agaricomycetes, Agaricales, Hemipholiotaceae. The record is from the annotation of a GenBank genome assembly.